AUGGCGCUGGAGACAUUAGAAGUGGAGAGUUGCUCCUGCAGCAGUAACACCAACCUGGCAACCUCCGCCCGUGGCCGCGCCCUGCACGACCCUGGUAGGGAGGCUCCAAAGACCAGCGCGGCACAUCACAGUGUCCCUCACCUCGACAUUCUACCCACCAAACAUAGCUCUACUACCACUGUCAGUGACUCCAGCAUUACCACUCAUCCCAUCAGACAACUUGAGAGCUCUAAUUCCUCCGUUGAAUACUCCGUCAGCCCCAAAACUCCUUCAGUUAAAAUGCCUGUAAAUUCUGAUGCCUCCGGCAGGGCCUCCACCAGAGGUAAAAGCUCCAGCCAACGAAUGAGCAUCGUUAUGAAGCGCGGACUGGGAUCCCGAAGUGCUACCUCCAGCAUGAUCAAACGCCAGACUCUAGAGAAGCCCAGCAGCACAGUAUCUAGUAAACCCUACAGCCUGAGACGGGAUGGUAGUUCUGUAUGUCGAAGUUUAUCUAGGUUACCAGAAUCAAAUCGGGGUAGCGUCAGGAAGUUAAAGGUGUCCCAACCUGCUGACAGCCUUAUGAGACUCCACCAAUCUUCGAGUAUGGGCAGUACCCCAAAGCUGAGCACACAGCCUCGUGUUGCCAAUCUCGCCAGAGUAAGUACUUCUCUUUCCCUGAGAAUUCCUUUAAGAGACCGUUCUCUUUCAAGUAGGACAGACGCAUCAAGAAGUAGCGGCACUGUACGGAACUCUCCUUCUGUUUCAAAGUCUAGAAGAGCCGAUGUUAGCAAUCGAGGACCCCGUAGACCAGACAAAACCUCCAGCCCAACAGAUAAGACAGAGACAGCAGUGUUAGUCACUACAACCUCUUCCUCAUUUUCUACAUUGAGUAGCCGCGUUAAUGACCAAAUAGCCAAAAGUUCGUCCUUCAGCAGGGACCCGUUUGUAGGUUCCUCAUACCGGGGUUUGACGUCUCACUGGGCUAGACGCCAAACCCCUGGACGCAAUCAUCAAAGUGUCCUCCCUAGCGAAGGAGCAUACCCUCACGAUAAACUAUACGGCAACACCAGCCGUGUAUCCAAAGGAAGUAGUACACGUAAGGACACUCAAGAACGAAGUUAUCGUACUAGCAAAUUUAAUGACAGACAUAACACAACACAAAUUAUAUUGAAAAGGGAAGAAGAUACUCUCCCAAGCCGAUUAUCAGAAGACCAAUUUAAGAAAGCUUCAGGCUCUGUAAGAAAACCCUCUUCCAGACAACCAUCAGCGGGAACUAAAUUAUCAAGCACUCAAUCGAGAGAAAGGUCUGCGGAUAGCAGCAGCAAGCACAGCUUUCCAAAAAUCAUCUUGAACAAGACUGACACCAAGAGUGGACCUUGUAGCCACGACACAUCCAGCAGCGGCAACAAUUUUCCUCACAAGGGUAUGAUCAGCAGCAGUCAGAAAGAUUUGAAAUGUCCGCCACCACCACCAGGCAGACCUGCUAUUGAUUUGUUGCCACCAGCCUUGUUCUCAGAAGUUGAGGAGAUGGCCAACAGGGGGCUCCAGGAACCCUCAGUGACGUCACCAGACAAUGACAACAAACCUGCUCUGAGGGGAACCAAGACUCUCACUGAUCAUUUUCUCGAUUUUGAAGGGAAUAUUCGGCCCAGGAGCUAUAAGAGUGGAGAGAAUGUUAAAGCUGUGACGGGGGAAGAACUAGUAGGGGGAGAUAUCCAAAAUAAGCGUGGAUACAGUAGUGAGGAGGCAGUGAAGAGAGACCACGAGGGUAACAAACCCUUAAACAUCUUCAACGCUUUCAACUACUGGAGGAGGAACCUGCCUGAUGUGUCUAUAGAGUUAAAGCAUAUAUUACCACCGGACGAUGACUCAGUCUCCCAGGAUGUGAAUGGCAACAAUCACUCUGUCGAUGGCGUCAGGGAGAGUCAGGACGUCAAAAGAGGUGCCAUCAGUUGGUCACACCCACCUAGUCCCACCUACUCACAGUACCGUUCCAGCAAGUAUCGUACUCGGGUACAAACACCAUAUAGACUGCAACAGGGUCGUGAUCUUGCCCCGCUGGUGCUGAUUGACUUCAGUGAUGAUGCUGACGAUAAACUUCGUAAUGGUGAUGUGUGUGAGGCCCUUCGUCAGCACAGUAACGAAGGUGUCGACGAGGCCGAUGAAGAGCCUGUACACUCGUCCACCUGCUGUCUGAAGUCUGGCUCCUUCAGUGACUACUCCAGGUUAGUCUCAGCGCGGCCCUUCGUCUCUCCUGUCAGCCACUCCCCCUGCGACACCACCCUCCAUGUCGAUCCCUUCGGCGAUCUCGCCCGUAGGAACUCUGCGCCAUUGUAUAUAUUGAGUGACCUGAGUGAGCUUCACGAGGAACGUUGUGACCCUACACAGUUGCUGAGGACGCGAGAGUGCUGGAGGUCUGAGGAAGACAGUGUUUACGAGUUACUACUCUCCUCCGAGGGCGACAUCAACCACAAUUCCCAUAAGUUUUAUACUGACCUUGAGUCUGUUAUUCCCCUCGAGUUCGAUACUGACGAUAGUGACAUCUUCGAGGCUUUCUACGACAUGGGGAACAUACAGGGCGCCGAGGGUAAAAAGGGAGGGAAGGGCGAUAAGCAGAAGGGCAAAGGAAAAGGAAAGGUCGCCCGGGGCAAGUCUCCUUCGAAAACAAAACUUCAAGGGAGCAGAGAUACCCUAGAUGAGGGUGACAGAGUAUCAGUUUGUGCCUCCCCCAUCAGCUCGCCGCCGUCAGCCAUUGCAGCAGCCACUGUAGGAAUUUCCACAGAGUCUAGCGUCCCACGUCCAGUCCCGGUAGUAUGCGAGCGCCCCACCUUCAUUGUCACAGACUCGUGGAAGGAGGCGAGGAAACCACAAACACUUGUAGCAGGUGAGGCUUUAGGAGAAGCAGCGGUAGCCUUCGUGGACUCCUCCUCUAGUUCAGAAUCUGUCUUCACAGAGGCUCGGAGCGGGGGCGGACCCAACAGUCUACACGAUGCUCUCACCCCAGCUGACGGGGCCACCACGCCCUUGUUCACAGAGGCGCUGGAUUUACCUAUUGAUGCCAUUAUGUCAGGCCACUACAGCUCCAGCGAUACUUCCACUGCCUCCUCUAAACCUCCCACUGUGGCAGAAUCAGUCGACUCCACAUCAAGUAUACUCGACGAUUUCUCAAAGAAAACUCCACCGGUAUUAAGAGCAGGAACUAGUGUAGAAUUAUUGAAGAAAACGGUAAGUGGUGAGGACAAAGAGAAAACGGUAGAGGAGUCCUGGGAACAUGGAGGGAGAGCGCCGAAGGCAACACCCCCCCGUCCUUCCCUCACUCAGGUAGAAAUAACAACACACACGCGAGUUGAGACCAGUCAGCAGGACUUAAAACACGUUCACACGCCGGUCUUGUCCUCCAGUCAACAAGUGCAGUGUGUCAGGGAGGCCGCUGUGGUCCAGAAUGAUAGCGUCGGUUCAGUGUCGAGUGAUGUGCUUAGUCCAGAUGGUGUAGAUAUUGACUUCAGUGUUUCCGAGAGCAAUCACAGUGUGUUUGAGGAGCAGACUGGAGAGCGGUCUUGCCGCUUCUCAGUAGCAACCAGUGCUAGUGAGGAGUCUGGUGGCUCCUUCAUCUGCCUCAAUCUAGAACCUUAUUCCUCGAGGCUCAAGACACAGUCCCUUGGGGACGCCCUUGAAGAACAGGAUGACCCGGGGGACACUUGGUCCCCUGAGGGAAAGCCCAGGUCGUAUUCUGCCGAUGACCUCGAGUUAGAUCUUGAGGACUUCGACGACGAAUACGACGAGGACGACUACGCCGACGAGGAUAUGCCUCAGGCGUCAGCGGCGUCGGCAGGGCGGGGCGGAGGGAGCAGCGCCUUCAGGGUGUCCCGUCAUCGUAAGGUAGAGCUGCAACCUGCUAAGCCCUCUGGUGCCCGGCUUAACAACACUGCAGCCAAGAACAGAGCUUUGUCAGAAAACUGCAUCUCUGGUAAUGGAAGUGAGCAGCGGGGCCGCCGCAGUGGCAGCAGUGGGGACGUGGGAGUUGUGGAUAGCAAUGUACUCAGAAAAGUGGCCAGCCUGACCCUUGACCGUGCCACUAUUGAUAAGAGGGUUACCAAGCCUAAGUUCGUCCCUGAGAAACUAGACUUCAAGAUUUACGAGAAGUUUGAAGGACAAAUGCUGAUCAAUUGGUUUGUGAGUGCAUUCAGUGAAGGACAUUAUCUUCGCCAUGUUAUUACGCCACAGGACCUUAAGAUUCUUGCCACACAAUUUUGUACCCAUCUUCUAGCUGCGGGGGUCAUAAAUCAGAUUGAAGAUGUCAGCGCUCCUCUUGAACUUCUCUUUAGACCUGACCUGAUGUACUACUGGUCCCAUACUGAGGCCUCACCAGCACAGAUCUUGACCCCAGGCAAAAUCUCUUCCUCUGCCUGGCCUCCUGCAAACUUUGCUGAGCUCCUUUCAUCUGUUCGCCCAGGAGCCAAGUACACAGAAGCUGACCUCACCACUGGGAGGGUCACUACAGCUGAUAACUCUCCUUGUGAUCCUAAUGGGGUACUUAUCGAGACUGCAGUGGAGAGAGUAAAGAACGGGGAGGGAGAAGAGUUUCAGCAAGUAGUGAUGGGCCUUAAGCGAGAACACAAGGAGUCACUUGAACGAAUAGAGAGUGAUCAAGAAGUGUCGCUCUUUAAGCUGCGAGGGGAGCAGGCGGAGAAACUGUGCCAGUAUGAACGCAAGAUCAGGGAACUUGAGCUGGAGCUGGAGAAACUUAAAACAGUCUCAGCUAUACAGGAACUCACUGCAAAGACAAAAGCAGACUUUGAUUCACCAACCUCACCUAGCAGACUAGCAACAUGUAGUGGCCCUCAAUCACUGCCCCCUCCUCCCCCUCCCCCACCCCCAUCUACGGAGAAAGGUGUGGCUGAUGCUUCACCCUCUGGUGCACCGUGUGUAGUCUCUAGUUCUACUGCUCUACUACUACAACAACAACAUUCUGCAUUGUCAGGGAUGGGAGCACCUGCAGCACCUACUGCACCUCUGGCACACACUGCCCCACCAUCCACUCUUCCUCUCUCCAGCAUGCCUUCUCUACCUCCUAUUACUUCCCCUUUGCUGGGCACUGGUUUACAACCACCUGUGGCACCAUCUUCUCUUGCAGUAAGUGGAUCACCACCACCCUCACCAGGAAUGGGUGGCCCAACACUGCCAAAGCCUCCACCCCUACCACCACCAUCCAUUCCAGGAAUAGGUGGGCCACCACCCCCACCACCCCCACCACCUAUGCCAGGAAUGUUUGGACCACCAUUCAUGCCAGUAAUGGAAGGACCCCCUCUCCCACCCCCACCUCCACCCUUACCAGGAAUGGGAGGACCACCACCACCAGGAUUGAGUGGCCCACUGCCCCCUCCACCCCACCACCGAAUGGGUGGACCACACCUCCCCCUACCACCACCACCAGGAAUGGGUGGACCACCACCCCCCCCACCACCACUACCAGGAAUGGGUGGACCACCACCUCCUCCCACCACCACACCAGGAAUGGGUGGACCACCACCUCCCCCACCACCACCACCAGGAAUGUGGACCACCACCUCCCCACCACCACCACCAGGAAUGGGUGGACCACCACCUCCCCCACCACCACCACCAGGAAUGGGUGGACCACCAUCCCCCCCACCACCACCAGGAAUGGGUGGACCACCACCUCCCCCCACCACCCAGGAUGUGACCCCACCUCCCCCGCCACUACCAGGAAUGGGUGGACCCACCUCCUGCACCACUACCAGAAUGGUGGACCCACCACCUCCCCCACCACCACCACCAGGAAUGGGUGGACCGCCACUCCCACCACCACCACCACCAGGAAUGGGUGGACCACCCCCUCCACCUAUGCCUGGUAUGGGCCCCCCUCCACCUCCUUGGCCUCCUGGCAUAAAAGGGCCACCACCACCUCCAGGAAUUCCACCACCGCCAGGUGGACCCACACCUUUCCCAGCACCACCGCCAGGUGGCUGGAAUGCUGCGCGGCCAGCUGUGCUGCGCAAAAGGCCUGUGAAUCCCAAAAUGGCAAUGCGGCCUCUGUAUUGGACCAGAAUACAGUUAACUACACCAAAACCUCCCAAACCUGAGCCUAAACCCAUAGAACAGGACAGUGUUGAUGGUAAUGAGAGUAAGGAUGGUAGUCAAGAAAAUGAUGGUGAAGAGAAGGUGAUUAAGAAUGACAAAGGUGAAGAUGAUAGUCCUUCUGGAACACUGAAGAAAAGAAGAAUAUCAGACAUACCACUUUGGGAUGAACUUGAAGAAGAAGAAUUUGAUGAAUUAGAAUUUGUUGACCUUUUUGCCCGACAAGUUACACAGCCACAGAAGAAAGAAAAAAAAGAAGAUAAGCCAGUCAAGGUUAAGGUUGCUAAAGUUUUAGACAGCAAACGUUCUCAAAAUGUAGGAAUUUUCAUAACUAGUCAGCACCUUGACAUUGCUGAUGUGGAAAAUGCUGUGUACAAUUUCGACACUUCAGUUCUUGACCUGGAGGUUUUGCAGCAAGUAUAUGAAGUGAGAGGAAGUGAGGGAGAAAUUACCUUAAUAAAAGCCCAAGUAGAAGCCAUGCCUGGUAUUCCACUUGACAAACCUGAACAAUUUUUGUUAGACCUCUCCAAAAUCAAUGAAUUUGCAGAGCGUACUGCCUGUUUUAUGUUCCAGGCAACAUUUGCUGAAGAUUUGGGUGUAAUACACAGCAGAAUAAGUAUGCUGCAAACCACUAUAGAUGUACUUAUGACUAGUGAUAGCAUUAAAAAAAUAUUUGGGUUAAUCUUAGCUAUUGGAAAUUAUAUGAAUGGUGGGAAUCGGACAAGAGGACAAGCAGACGGUUUUGGCUUGGAGAUACUGCCAAAGAUCAAGGAUGUGAAAAGCAAAGAGGCUUCAUACACUUUAUUGCAUUUUGUUGUCAACAAAUAUAUUGAGAAAUAUGAAGGUGAAGAUGCAGGCACAGACAAGGCUCAGCUUCCCAUUCCAGACCCAUACAUAGUUGAACGUGUUUCUAAUAUAAAAUUCGAGGAUUUAGAAUCUGAUUUGAAAGAAAUUGAAAAGAAUCUCAAAGUGUGUGAGAAUCGUGCUGAGAAAGUGAUAAAGAAAUCAGAUGAAGAGCAUUUACAACCAUUCAAGGAUUGUAUGACAGAAUUCAUUGGCAAAGCCAAAAAAGAGUUGGAGUCAGAAUAUGAAAACCUUGGUGAUUGCAAGAUACAAUUUGAUGCAGUCAUGAAGUACUUUCAGUUUACUGGCAAAGGGAAAGAUGUUUCACCUUACGACUUCUUUAGUGUGUGGUCACCAUUCUGUAAUGACUUUCUUAACAUAUGGCAGAAGGAACAAUUGAAGAUUGUCAAACAAAGAAUGAAGGAAGCAGAAGAAAAAGUGCGGAAGAUGACUGAAGAGAAGAAGGAUGUUGCAAAGAAGACCAAAGAGGCUGGAGGAUUGAAAAGCAAGCUGAAGGAUAAGCUCAAGACUAAGCAGUGAGUUUUAUCACCUAAAGAAUUACUGUACGUAUUUGGGAAUGCAGUUUUACGCAAAUUAUGUAUACUGUAAUUGAUGCAUAAUUAAGCACCUUACAGACUGAAAAAUCUUGAUCAGAAAACUGUGAUGAGAAAAUUUAUUAUCAUAUUUGUUUCAUGAGUGAUAUAAUCAUCAUAUUUCUUAAAAUUUUAAUAUCUUUCUUAGUAUUGAUAGUAAUGUAUAAUAACUGGACUUUUGUAAAUGAUAUUUAUUAAAAUCUUGUUUCUGAAUAUUUUUGAAUGAUCAGUAUAAAUCAAAUUUUUAUAAAAUUAGGCUAGUUUUCAAUGUUUAGAAUUUCAUUAUACAGUGGACCCCCGCAUAACGAUCACCUCCGAAUGCGACCAAUUAUGUAAGUGUAUUUAUGUAAGUGCGUUUGUACGUGUAUGUUUGGGGCUGUGAAAUGGACUAAUCUACUUCACAAUAUUCCUUAUGGGAACAAAUUCGGUCAGUACUGGCACCUGAACAUACUUCUGGAGUGAAAAAAUAUCGUUAACCGGGGGUCCACUGUAUAAUUAGAAAUUAAAUGCAAUAUAUUUUCAGGCUUACUAAAACAUUUUUUCAGUAAUCAGAGAAGUGAGUAAAAUAAGAAAACACUGCAGUAUAAGGUUUUUACAGAAACUCACAACCUAUAUACCAUUGGUCUUUCCACAAGGGAAUAUUGGGUUGAAUGGCAGUGAUUUUUUUAAGGUUGAGUGAUGGCUUACUUUUCUGUGUGGAAGAAUUUAAGAAAUGCCAAAUUGAUGAUUUUAUUUUUGGUGGCAUUAUGGACAAAUUAAAAGAUUUAAAUAUCCUGAAUUUCUUACAGUUUUGAAAAUCAUGUAAUAUGGUUGAAAGUAUUUUUUUAUAAUAGAGAUAAAUUCAUGAAAUUUAGGAAUAUGAAAAAUUUGCCAAGUUUAAGAAGUACAGUUCUGUAUGAUAUUUUGGUCAAAUUCUGAAGUCACAAUUUGUAUACUGUUUUCACAUACCCUUUUCAUGCUUUCAUUGUCAUUAUCAUACCAUAUAUCCACUUCUUUAUUAAGAAAAGGAUAUCAGAUUAAACUGAAUGUUUAUGAAUUGAAAGUAUAAAGCAGAAUCGUGUAUACAACAAGUGCAGAGAAGUUUUUGGGAAAGUGCAUAAUAGAUUCUCUACAGGAAUCUCUAACUUUUUCUUCCUUUAAACUCACUACACAUGAUAGCUGUCAGAUGAAUAGUGGUAAAUAUAUCUUAUUCUUUCCAGUUUUUUAAUUUCUGAUAAUCAGAAGUACAAUAAAGCACCUAAAUUACUGGGAACAGUUGAAGUCCUUUGACCUGUAUUCCCUUGGAAUGCAGGUGAGAAAAAAUGCAUCAUAAUAUAUGCUUGGAAAAUCCUAGAGGGACUAGUCCCAAAUCUGCACACAGAAAUUACUCCCUACAAAAGCAAAAGACUCAGCAGGUGGUGCAACAUUUCCCCAGUGAGAAGCAGGGGUGCCAUGAGUACACUAAGACAUAACACAGUAAGUGUCAGGGGCCCAAGAUUGUUCAUCUGCCUCCCAGCAUACCUAAGGAGGAUUACCAAUAGACCCCUGGCUAUCUUCAAGAGGGAGCUGGACAGGUACUACCUGACCAGCCGGCUGUGGUUCGUAUGUCGGUUUGCAUGUGGCAAGUAGAUACAGCCUGGUUGAUCAGGCCUUGAUCCACCGCAAGGCCUGGUCAUGAACCAGGACAUUGACCCCCAAAACACCCUCCAGGUAACUAAGAAUCGAUACACAUUGGAAACACCUUUGCAGACCAGUAUUAAUUGUUUUUGAUCUAGGAAAUCUUACAACUACCUGGAUUUUCAGUAUUUUGUCCCAAGCUCAUUACUUAGGUCUGAGGCUGACUAUUGGUUUCUCAGAUUUUCCAUUGAGAGGCACUUUAGUUUUCAAAUAAACAACAGCCUUUACCCAUAUUUAGUAAAGGUUGAAAGCUUAGAACUACCUUAUUCCUGAUAAAAGAUCUACUUUGGUUCUCCCAAGUAUUUAGCCAUUCUUAUAUACAGAUUAUUUUGCCAUUGCUUGUGCAGGCCUAAACUGUCAGCUUGUUGAAACUAUUCUCCAACACAGAUAAUGGUCAACUGGACUAUAUCAGUCACGUUCAAGAGAUGCCCUGUCAUUCCACAUUAUAUUUCAUACAUGUAUGGCUUCCCUACCCCAGUAUUGCUAUGGUUAAAUUUCUUGGCCUUCUCUGAUGAAUGUCAUGGUAAUGACAUUCAGUUAUCAAAGAGAAGGCCAAAAGUGUCUUAAGUUGGCUAACUGUGGUUAAAACCUUAACCCAUUUUACUUGGGGAGCUGAUAGCCUUAAUUCAUGCAGUCUUAAUACUGUCCAAGCUAGUACAGCCUUCCCAGAUACUCUUGAGCUUUGUGCCCUUCCUCAUCAGGCAAUGUGUUUGUGUUGGGGCUUUUUGAUCUUUCACUGUUGAGUUUGGAUAUUGAAGCAAACAUCUCUUUGCAGAAGUGACAUGAUGCCCAUUGUCCUCAUUAUUUUCUUCUUUUUCAAGACCUUCAGACAUAUCGUACUCUUUCUCCCCUCCUCUACUUGGGAAGUUCCAAUAAUUCAUGUUCACUCCCUUCCACUUCCAUGCCUGAAGGCUAACAUAUCUGUUACAAACUUACACACACUCUUCCUUGAACACGUUCACAUUCUCGCCAACAAUUCCAAACCCUCAGUUGGAGUAGGGUAUGUGGCUGUUUUUUUUUUUUUUUUUUUUCAGAUUGAGCAAUCCAAGGACAUUUACUAGUCAACCAACAGUUAUGUGCAGUGUUUAUUGCUAUCAUACACAUUAUAAGAAUGCCCACCUCACUAUUUCAAUCUCAUGGCUCAGUUGGCAGAGCACUUGCCUCACACACUGAGUGUUCGUGGUUCAAUCCCAGGCAUGGGUGGAAACAUUGGGCAUGUUUUACACCUGCUGUCCCUGUUUACCUAGCAGUAAGUAGGUACCUGGGUAUUAGUCGACUGGUGUAGGUGGCAUCCUGGGAGACGAGAUUGAAGGACCCCAAUGGAAAUCAAAAACCUUGAUGACUUUCUUAGGUUAUUCUGGGUUAAAAAUUCAAAUGAAUCUUAUACAUCUAAAGUUCAUGUCAAGCUGUUUUGUCCAUAUAUAUGACUCCUGGCAUUACAUCAUACUUCAUAGAAAAAAGUGAGUGUUAAAUUUCUAGUAAGCACACUAGUAUUUUGCUGGCUUCGUGGACACUGCUGUUGAGGGCAAGGAAAAAGCAGACUGUCAUUUAGUCAGUUCUACAUGAUCUCUUAAUCUUCCACCAGGGUGUCCCUUUUUCACAGUAUGUACUGUAUUUUUCCAGUACUGUUCUGAAGACUGAAACUUCUGGCAACAGCUUUGGUCAGAGUAGGUUUCCUGCAAACUGUAAUUAGGUUCCUGGCUAUUUUCUUCCCAUUGUUGCUGGGGGUGGGAAACUGUUCACACAUUACAAGUCGGCCAGCAUGACGCACGAAUAUCGUAUACAAAGAUGUAUGGUGCCCCUCUGUGAGGACUGCCAGGUAGCUCUAUCAUAGAUAUCAGAGAGGAAACACAACUAAUUUUUUCAACAGCUUCAACUCCUGAUGCACUCUAAUUGUCCUCCGAGUAAGUCUCGACCUCACUAAGUCGUAUCCCUAAAACAUAAACCACAUCUGCACUGUAUGACCCAUAUGGGUUUGGCCCUUAUUUGCAAAUAUAAUUGCUAAUCACCUAUCUAUAAAUCUUCCAGAAGUAGUAAUCAUUUUUCUUCAGGCAAGUAUUAUUUUUAGCCUAAAUUUCAUUUGACCUUUAUUAUUAACAUUAUUUUCUUUGUAUAAAAAAUGCAACUCUUCUCUCCAUAGUGACUAAAGAUGUUGGCCUCAGUGAAAGUCCUAUACUGCCCUUCCUCCCCUGAAAAAAAUAAAAAAAAAAUUGGCCAAUGCAUCACUUAGCUCUUCAUAGUCACUCAGGUGUUAUGGAUCUCAGUGUGUGGUAAUGAUGGUGCUUCCAAUGAUAAGUCCUGCAUGAUGUCUGGUGUGCAAGGCCAGCAGUGCUUUUCAUGUCUUUAUAAUAAUACUUGUUAUUAAACUAAUUGUUAGAAA
Messenger RNA from Cherax quadricarinatus, 11550 nucleotides. The record is from RefSeq and is a predicted model, not a curated record. NCBI's taxonomy places the organism in Eukaryota, Metazoa, Arthropoda, Malacostraca, Decapoda, Parastacidae.